This is a messenger RNA of Spodoptera frugiperda (fall armyworm), 7069 nucleotides long. RefSeq names its product protein PRRC2C-like (gene nocte). Lineage: Eukaryota; Metazoa; Arthropoda; Insecta; Lepidoptera; Noctuidae. The record is from RefSeq and is a predicted model, not a curated record. Gene Ontology annotation, biological process: cell differentiation. The transcript is spliced from 14 exons. Bases 247 to 6504 code for a protein of 2085 amino acids.
GUGUCGCGUCUUUGUGACGUCACACUAUUGAUUGUAAAAAGGAAGGAGAUCGUCUUUUGGAGACGCCAUCUUAAAAUAAAGUGAUAUAAGUUUUUGGUAGCGUAGAUUAUAGUUUAAAUCUAAAGUAAUCUUCUUUAAGAAAUUAGCAAUCGAGCUUAGAUAUUUUUUAUUCCGUGAUACCAAGUGUAACGGACCAAGUUGGUGGUCAAAGCGAGGGUGACCUCCUGAUGGUGUGUACAUCGCAGCAUGUCUGCACUCUCGACGCCGGGCGGCGGAGGCACUACGGCGCAGAGCAAGCCGACGUCCGGCAAGCAAAGAUAUCAGAAGUUGGACAUCAAUAGCUUGUACUGCGCUAACAGAAACGAGAACUCAGAACCGUCCUCAGUAAAAUCUCAACUAAGCCGCAAACAUGGAAUGCAAAGUCUUGGAAAAGUACCUUCAGCUAGGCGACCACCUGCCAACUUGCCUUCUUUGAAAACUGAAACUGGUCAAGAUCCUAAUAUAAACUCUAUUUCUGCUGUUGCUACUACUGUAUCUACAACUUCAGCAUGUACUUCCCAAACAACAUCUACAACAUCGAACAGCAGUGUGCUUGCUGGGACUGGAGCAGGAGGAUGGGUGGCACUCCCCCCACCGUCCUCCCCCCACUUCCGCACAGAGUUCCCCUCACUAGAGGCAGCUGCUCAACCUUCACAUCGCUCAUCAGAACAUACGGCGCCACAACCACAAUUGAGACCACAAACGGAAGGCAGCUGGACGUGCGGUGGCACGGCGGGGGUCCGCCAGGAAGCCACAUCCGCCGCCGCCGCACCCGCCGCCGCGCCUGCCUCACAACAGAGUCCUGCCUGCCUCCCACGAUCGAUUCUGCCAUCUUUCAUGAAAGGUAGCAGUAGUGGCGGGCUCGGGCUGGGCACGCUGGGCGCCCUGCGCGGCGCCGCGGGCAGCGCUGCGGGCGCGGCUGCGAGCGCGGGGCCCGCGCCGCGGCAGGCGCCGCGCGCCGCGCCGGCCACUCCGCGAGCCGUCGAGGUGCUCACUGCACGCCCGAUCCUGCGUGACGAUCAGAUCUCUUCUCUUGAUGACAUUUCUCGAGAUGCCGGCUGGGCGCAGCAAGACGAUAUCGAUUAUGAUCAGAAGCUGGACUUCUCGGAUGGCGAAUCUUCCGCUCCUAGUAAGGGACAUAAUAGAGGUAAUCGCGCCAGCGCCGACAGUGAACGUGUUGAUAUGAAGCUUCAUGAACCUGGUGACGAAGAUCAGCUUUGGGCGGAGCGGCGCCAAAAACAGAGCAAUGAGGUAGCUCAGGCGGUAGCUCGAGCUCGACAGCGCAAAGAGGAAGAACAGAGGCGUCAACAUCGGGACGCACCCGCGUCCAUGCAGUCCAAAGAGGCGCGCGAUCGACCCGAUAGGAUGCCUGACCGAGACCGCAAUGACAAUAGAGAUAGGGAACAAGAAGGGAGAGAAAAGGACAGAGGUGAUAUCAGGGACCGAGAACGUGCCGAAAAUAGAGAUCGUAUAGAUAAUAGAGACAAGGACCGUAAUGAUGUACGUGAACGAGAGAAAGAUCGUGUUGAAAGCAGAGAACGUGACCGUAUUGAAAACAGAGACCGCUACGAUAAUCGAGACAGGGAUCGGGAUGUUAGAGACCGUGAUCGAGACCGCGAACGAGAGCGUGACCGGGAUCGUGAACGGGACCGCGACCGCGAUCGUGAUCGGGAACGCGACAGGGAUCGAGACCGUGAGCGAGACAGAUUAGAUAGAGGUCGGGUGGAAAAUAGAGAUCGUCCAGAAAGCGAUAAAGAAAGAACUGAGCCGAGGGAUCGUAAUGAGAAUAGAGAUCGUAAUGAUAACAGAGAUCGCAACGAUAAUAGAGACCGCAAUGACAACCGAGAUCGCUUGGACCGUGAUAGAUUUGACAGGGAACGAGAUCGAUCCGAUAGAGACCGCGACCGAGACCGCGGUGAUAGAGAUCGAAAUGAUCGUGAAAGGGAUAGAGAUCGCGAACGAGACUUUAGAGAGAGAGAUCGUGACUAUGGUCGCGACCGUGACCGCGACCAAGCUAAUCCAGCAUUUUCUAAAACGUUCCAAGCAAAUAUACCGCCGCGGUUCCUAAAGCAGCAGCAAAAUAGACAACAAGAUGAUCACAAAGGCUGGGCGUUUUCCGGAAAACCAGCACCUAGACGUCAAGAGCCAACAUCUUAUAAUGCACCUCGACACGCGCCACACAAUGGCCGUCGCUCUUAUUCACGGGACUAUUCUGACCGUGAAGAUGAUUUUAGAAGAGAUCAAAAAGAUGGACCUGGGCCGCAAUGGCGGUCUGAAAUGCAAGAUUAUGAAAGAUCUGGCCGUGAAUUGGACAGGUCUAAUUCAAAAGAUUCAUAUAGUGACUAUAAAGAACGGAGAAAUGAAUCUGAUAAAAAAUCAAUAGAGACUACUAUUGAACCUAGCAGCCGAACUGCUGCUGAUAAAUUGACAGAAGUAUUUGAAAGGAAGAGCAUAGGACUCGCUGAACCUUUUGCCAAUACUGACUCAACAUCUCAAGCACACGCUCCUGAUCGACGAAACUCUCCGCCGAGUUCGUCACAACGGGAAUCCUCUGAAAGAGAUUUUGGCAAGACAUCUUGGGCUGAAGUGACUCAGGAAGAACCUAAUAAUUCCAAUCAACACAAAUUAUCAACAGAUAAAAUCUCGGUGACAAAAGAUAAUGAACCAAUACCUAAAGAUGUUCAUGAUCGUGAAAAUGUAAAUGAUGACUCAAAGCAUAUCUCUCAACAAUCCCAAAUGACUCAUUCAGUUCAGCAAUCCCAAGUUCCACCAAGUAUUAUUCCAAACCCACCAACAGCUCAAACUCAAAUUCAAAAGGGUCAGAAUAACUUAUCUAAUAACAAUCAAAACUUUGGACAACCUCAACAAGCACAGUCCCAAGUACUUGUUAGCCAAUCUCAAACAUCCUUUACUGAAACUCAAACUACUUCUCUAUCUGCCCCAAAACACCAUAAUAUUAAUGAAGUGUCAUCAAAUAUUUCCCAGGCACAAAAACAAACCUCAUCUGAAAUAAUACCACAACAAAAUGUAGCUAAGCCUGUGUUCUCAGCUCAAAAGUCUGAAAAAGAACUUUCAGAAUCUGAAUCAAUAGCUUCUAAGUCUAGCACAGAUCCAUCCAGCUUAGUAGGAAUUAAAGUUAAUGAAACAUACUCUGCAGAAUCUCUUCAAGUUAGUGCAGCUUCCCAAAAACGUUCUACUGAUGAUAAGAAAAAUGAAAGAGUCAGCAAUGAGCAGCUUAACAAAAUUCCUGCAAAAGAACCCGUCGAACGAAAAUCGAGUGGAUCAGGAUCUGAAAAGAAAAGUCGAGGGUAUGGUGGAGGUGGCUAUGCAGUCUAUAAUAAAGGCUGGGGUCCACGACGUCGUUCUCAUCGUAGUUCUCGUUCAAACAAUAGAGCAAGUGAAUCCGAUGGCUCAACUGAUGGUGCUCCCAAUUCCGACAGGAAAGAGAGACGAAGAGCGCCACGUAGCCCACGGCCUAAGAAUACAACUGGUAAACCUGAAGAUGGCAAUCAACCUCUGAUCAUGGACCAACCUUCUGCUGCAACUGACAGCAAUGGAACAGCUUUUGAACCUCGCGGACAACCCUCUCGACGGGGACGUGGAGGAUUCCAGGGUAGUCAACGCCCGCAAGCACUUGCUCCUGCUAAAAGAGUGACUGGAUAUGGACCUCCCAAUACUAAAAGUCCAUUUAGUCAAGCCAAUCGGGCUGUAAAAGAUAAUGAAGAUCCUAAAGACAACGCACCAAUGGACGAUAAAAUGAAAGGGAAUAAUAAUAAGCCUAGAGCUGGUUCGUCUACAGGGAGAGGUCGUGAUCGGCGCCCUAAGGGCACUGGACCUCCAAGUGGUGAGGAUGAAAAUUGGGAGACAACAUCUGAGCAUUCCGAAGGUGGUACAUCUGGAAACCGUCGUUCUGCCGGUGGAAGACAAGCUGGUCAAUCCCAGAAAGUUCAAGGCGGCCGUAAUCAAAAUUCUGGGAACCGACAGAACAAUGGACGGAACUCUCAGGCCGGCAAAAAAGAAAAUGCCGUUGAUGGUAAAACUGGUGAUAUUACAGAGGCUAUGACAGAUCUCAAACUUACAUCUGGCAAAAAAGACGAUGAAGUCGUUGAUGAUGGUUUCCAAGAAGUAAGAAAUAAAAAGAAUUCGAAAGAUGCCAGAGGACCAACAAAGGAUGAUAACAAUCAACAUUCAACUAAACCAAGAUCUCAUUCCAAUCAAGGUGGUGGUAGAAAUGGAUCCACAACUAGAAAUGCUAAUGAUAAGUCAAACCCGCGAGGUUCAGCUCCAGUUACUACUAAGUCGAAUUCUCAAUAUGAGCGUCCGCGCCAGGCGAACCUGGCUCCUCGUUUCGUAAAACAGAGACAAAAGCAACAAAUGGGUUUGGUGUCUGGAUUUGGUCCAGACACUGGCGCUGCACCGCCACCACCGCCUGUUAACGCGUGGGACAAACCGAUAUCACAAACUCUACGUGGCAACGUAGAAGAACCAGCAGAACCAAUUGAGAACAAGUCUGCUCAGGUAAGCCAACGUAGUACGCCCGGCGACACUCCAGUUGAGAAUAAACCUAUUCAACCCACCUGCGCCAUUGUUGCUGAUAAAAGUGGUGUGUUAGAUGGUGCUACACCACCAGUUGAAACAAUCAUUUUUGAAAAUACGAAUUAUAAGACUGCAACACCUGAUGAAACAUUACAGCAAAAAUAUCAAAUGAAUGCUAUUCCAAAAACUCAAGCUGAGGAGAUAAAUACCGAAUUAGAAAACCGAGCGCUUGCAUUCAAUGGAGAAGUACGACCACGCCCUAGAUCUAUACAAGAAUUAAUAUCUGACAGACCUGUAGUGACUGAUGCUGAUGCUUCGAGUUUAGGUCUCCAAAUGACUUUUGAUACAUCUCAAAAACCAGAAGAUUCUUCAGACAUGAAACUUGAUUUUGCUUUUGAUUCUGAUCUCGGACAACUCACAGAAGAUAAGUCUGCGAAGUCUCUCGGUAUGCCACGCGGCGUUCACAUGAGCACAUCAAAUACUAUUUCACCUCUGGCAGCUGAUCUCAAUUUAAAAAUCGCCAGUGUUAAGAAAGUUUGGGAGAUGCCCGCCGUGGCCGAAGGCACCGAAGACAUACAAUUCGCAGGAUUUGAAGAAAAUAAUACGGAGACCGCCCAGCCCAACGUUUGUAAAGUGAAGCCGACGCAACAACUGCAGUCGCCGCCGCCGCAGCACUACAAUCACGUGGGCUACCAGGGCGGGUACGGCAGCCUGUCCGUGCCCUCGCCGCCCGCCGUCAUGUUCAACUCGUCCCAGCAACUACUGAGCUCCUCGCAGCAACUGCCGCAACAGAGCGGCCUCUAUGGAGCAUUCCUUGACCAGAGUCGCGGUCAGUUCGGUGGAUUCCCUGGCACUCCGUAUGGUGCCGGCUCAGCCGCGCCAUACAACUAUCAGCCUCCACCUGAUAUGUUCCAGAGCCUUCCUAAUCAAUAUCGUAUGGCCGCAGCUGCCGGUGGUGGUGCAGCAUUCGGCCAGUCGGGCCAACUGGGUAAUAGUCCCAGUACUGUUCUUAUCUCGAGCACUUCUAAUUCUCUCAUGUCAGCCACUGUCAAGCCUUCCACUCAACAAAUAGGCGCUAUCGGUAGCAAAGGCGGCGGAGUGGGCGGAGUGAGCACGUACCAGCAGCAGUACCUGGGCUACUCGGCGCCGGUGGGCGAGGCGCCGUACUCGCUGCCCGGGCUGCUGCCGCGGCCCGCGCCGCCCGCCAGCUCCUACUACUCGCCCUACCAGCCGCCCGCCGCGCCCGCGCCCACCUACCCCCUGCAGUUCACUCAGCCGGCGCAGUCGGGCGCUUUCGGCUCCCAAUUCCUCUCUUCACAACUGCAGGUCGCCGCGGCCGUUCAGCAGAUGCAGCAGCAGUACCGUGCUCCGUUGCAACAACAGUACGCGCCGCCGCAGCCCCGGCCGCCGCCGCAACAGCUGAAGAGUCCGCUGCACGAGCACGCCAAUGGCUUCGCACCGCUAUGCGACGCAGCUUCACCGACGCCCAAGGGGGCAGCCAAGCCGCAGAAACCUCCGCACUCUCCCCCGCAACACAAGUACCACGCGCCGCCACCGCACCCACCGCCCGCUCACACACCGCACCAACACCACCAACAACAGAUGGUGAGCGGAGGAAACAACGGACGAUGCGGAGGAGGAGGCGGCGGAGGUGGGAUGGGCCGCGGCGGCAUGGUGGCGCCGCGCUACCCCGCGCCCAUCGGCCAGCGGCCGCACGCGCCCGCCGUGCCGCUGUACCGCGCGCCGCCCGCCGCGCCGCGCCCGCACCACGCCGCGCGCCCCAACCUCUACUACCACCAGCACCAGCGCAACGGCGGCGCCGGAGAGCGCGCGGCGGACGGCGGCGAGGCGGCGCCACCCGGCGACGAGCCCGGGGAUGAGGCGCCCGCGCCCGACGCGCCGGCGCCCGCCGAGGUGAAGGCGGAGUGAAGGCGCGCGGCCGAGCCCCGCCCCCGCGCCGCCCCGUGCCGCGCUGCCGCCGCACGGAGACUCUCGCGCGCACACCGCGCGCGGCGAACGCGAUCGACGUCGCCGACUUUAGAUUUUCGGUAUUUUAAUUAGGACGUAAAUUAUGGAAGUGAUUCUGAGCCGUUCGACUCGCGGAGCCCCCGCGGCCGCCGCCGAGUCGGCCGCGACGAUACGCGGCGCGUUCUGUUCGUAUGUAAAUAUGUCGAUCGCACGGCCAUCCGACUCCUUGACUGUUAUAUUUAAGUAUAUAUAAAGACGCGACCGGUCGGCGGCUCCGUUGCGACGACCGGAGUUCCGCGAGAACCGUGCGUCCUUGUCCGAUGCUGCCUCGAGACCUCUCAUUAGUGAAUAUGUAGCUACGGAUUUUGCAGAGCGUAUGUCGAUGCGAUAUAACCGAAUAAUAAAUAUAAUUUGGAGCGCAGGUGACCGAAUGCCGCUCGGCGUGUCUGCCGAACGACGCGGUUUAUCGCUCCAUGUAUCAUAAUCAAUUAAUAUUAUAUGCGAAUAAAAAUUAUUAUGACCGAUA